This is a messenger RNA of Paracoccidioides brasiliensis Pb18, 543 nucleotides long. RefSeq lists its product as uncharacterized. Gene Ontology annotation, cellular component: endoplasmic reticulum membrane. Gene Ontology annotation, biological process: negative regulation of ceramide biosynthetic process; ceramide metabolic process; intracellular sphingolipid homeostasis. The transcript is spliced from 3 exons. Bases 1 to 543 code for a protein of 180 amino acids. The record is from RefSeq and is a predicted model, not a curated record.
AUGAGUCAGACCACGACUGGGCGAAGGAGGCGCUCAAGUAGUAUCAUCUAUCAAGAACCUCCGGAAUCGAUAGAGCAUACAAGUGAUCAAGCUGCCCUACCCAACCUGAAUGCAAACUGGGUUAACGCAAAAGGUGCAUGGACGAUCCAUUUUGUAUUAAUCAUUGCUCUCAAGAUCUUUUACGACAUCAUUCCAGGCGUAUCGCAAGAGACUUCAUGGACCCUCACAAAUAUUAGUUAUAUGUUUGGCUCGUUUCUGAUGUUUCACUGGGUUCGAGGGGUACCUUUUGAAUUCAAUGCUGGAGCAUAUGACAACCUAAAUAUGUGGGAGCAAAUUGACAACGGAGACCAGUACACACCAGCGAAGAAGUUUCUGCUCUGUGUUCCAAUUGUUCUCUUCUUACUCAGUACUCACUAUACCCACUACGACCUGACCUACUUUAUAAUAAACUUCAUGGCAGUUCUGGGCGUCGUUAUUCCGAAGCUACCUAUUUCUCAUCGGUUGCGAAUAGCCCUAUUUUCUGAGCACCGGGAUGAUCCUUAA